Messenger RNA from Perca flavescens (yellow perch), 8559 nucleotides. It is a transcript of the gene znf292b, whose product is annotated as zinc finger protein 292b. The record is from RefSeq and is a predicted model, not a curated record. The transcript has 9 exons. Gene Ontology annotation, cellular component: nucleus. Gene Ontology annotation, biological process: regulation of transcription by RNA polymerase II. Bases 88 to 8001 code for a protein of 2637 amino acids. Lineage: Eukaryota; Metazoa; Chordata; Actinopteri; Perciformes; Percidae. Gene Ontology annotation, molecular function: DNA-binding transcription factor activity, RNA polymerase II-specific; DNA binding.
GCUCGUUGCAUUACAACCCAAGAAGAAGAAGAAGAAGAAGCCUACGUAGCUACGCGGUGGUGGUACGCGCUGGAGCUGGGUGUGAAGAUGGCGGACGAGGAGGCCGAGCAGGACCGAAGUCCUGAGAACGGUAUCACUGAAACGAUUAGGGAACUCCGACAACGGCUGCAAGAACUGCAAGAAGUCGUGGUUAGAGAAAGUGGCGACUCUCCAGCCCAGUCCUCUUCUGAGUAUUGCCAAGAGUUCUGUAAGACACUGCUGGAGUAUGCAGGCCGUUGGAGGAUGGAGGAAGAGCCUUUGGCGCUGGUGGAGGUGUAUACUGUUGCACUGCUGAGUUACGCCCGGGCCUUUCCGUACCUCUCAAUGCAGUGUGAAAAUGUUUCUAUUGUGGUUGAGAGGCUCUCGCUGAGUUUUGUAGAGCUUUUGCUCUCACUGAAAACGGAUGUUCCAAAUGGCUUAUGGAGGGAAUUCAAGUCAUCUGUGCAGUUUUCUAACAGUAAGAUGCAGGAGAGUGGAAUCACUCAGCUGUCUCCGCUCUCUGCUUUGGGCCACUAUGAUGGUGUUUGGACUAACAGGGUCCUUCAAGGCCUUCUAUCCAACGAAAACCUACAGACUGAACAAGUUGAAGAGUUCCUGGUGCAGGAGGGGCUGGUGCUGUUGGAGAUGAGAGUGAAGCAGCUGAUGAAGGAGACUCAGCUGGGCAAGGCUGCACUGCUGGCAAAGGCAUGCUCUGAGUGCCCUGCCUUCCAAGGGAAGGGACUUUUCAAGCAGAUGUACCUUGUCUGCCUCUGUGCUACCUCAGAACAGGAUCAGCUGAUGGACGAGCUUUCAAAGGAGGAUUGCCGCGAUGCAUUAGAGAUGAUCUGCAACCUAGAGUCAGACGGAGACGAGAGGGCAGCUUUCAGCUUAUGCUCGGCCUUUCUGACCCGACAGCUUAUCCAAGGAGAUACAUACUGUGCUUGGGAGCUCACUCUUUUUUGGAGCAAGCUGUUGAAGCGAUUGGAGCCAUCAGAGCAGGCCUUCCUCGACAGAUGUCGCCAGAUGUCCUUACUGUCCAAAACUGUGUACCACGUCCUUUUCCUCAUCAAGGUCAUCCAAUCAGAGAUUGACAGCGUUGGACUUCCGAUGUGCAUCGAAAUGUGCAUAAGGGCUCUGCAAAUGGAAUCAAACGAUGGAAACACAAAGGCCACUGUGUGUAAAACUAUUUCCUGCCUGCUUCCAACUGACCUAGAAGUCAAGCGAGCCUGUCAGCUGACAGAGUUCCUCCUGGAGCCCACAGUAGAUUCAUACUAUGCUGUGGAGACUCUUUACAAUGAACCAGAUCAAAAAGUAGAGGAGGAGAAUAUGCCUGUUCCUAACUCUCUACGCUGUGAGCUCCUGCUGGUUUUUAAAACACAGUGGCCUUUUGACCCAGAGUUCUGGGACUGGAAAACACUUAAGCGUCAUUGUCUAGCACUAAUGGGUGAGGAAGCAUCAAUAGUGUCAUCCAUUGACUUGCUGAAUGAUAAUGAGGACCCCGAAGAAGAGGAAGACUUCCUCAGUCAGGAGGGGUUUAUGAAUAUCCCAGAGCACAUAGUUAGCGGCACCUAUGAACUGAACAAUGUUACAGACAGGAAACAGAAAAACAGAGAGAUGAAAAAACUGAGAGAAAAAGGUUUUAUAUCUGCCAGGUUCAGAAACUGGCAGGCAUACAUGCAGUACUGUGUGCUGUGUGACAAAGAGUUUCUCGGCCACAGGAUUGUCCGCCAUGCACACACUCAUCUGAGCGGUGGAGUUUAUAGCUGCCCAAUAUGUGCUCAAACCUUUACCUCGAAAGACACAUUGAUUCCCCAUGUAACAUCACAUGUUAAACAGUCGUGCAAGGAAAGGCUUACUGCCAUGAAAACCAACAAGAAAUUGACUAAUCCUAAAACGGCUGCCCCUGUUAUUGCAGCAUUAAAGGCUAAGACAGAAAACAAACUUCAUGAAAAUGGUGAUUCCUUAGGGCAAAAUGGGGCAGUGAGUCAGAAUGUUCAGGCCAAAGUAACUAGGUGUAACACAGAGAGUAGUGAGGACAAUGUAUGCCCUGUUGGAAAAUGCAGAAGAAGCUUCAAAUUUUUCAAAAAUCUCAUUGCACAUGUUAAAGCUCAUGGGGACAAUGAGGAAGCUAAGACUUUCCUUGAAAUGCAGAGCAAAAAGGUUGUUUGCCAGUACUGCCGCCGCCACUUUGUUAAUGUCACCCAUCUUAAUGAUCAUCUACAGGUCCACUGUGGUGUGAAGCCUUACAUCUGUAUACAGUUGAACUGCAAGGCAAGUUUUCUCUCCAACACCGAACUCCUUUUACACAGGAAAACUCAUUCUCUUUUUAAGGCUAGAUGCAUGUUUCCAAAUUGUGGAAAGAUUUUCAGUGAGGCCUUCAAACUCUAUGACCAUGAGGCACAUCAUUAUAAAACUUUCACUUGUAAAGUUGUGGACUGUGGAAAGGUAUUCCAUUCACAACACCAGCUGGAUUUGCACCAUGGAGGGCAUGCCACUCAGGAAGAGGAAAUCUCAACUUCUGAAGAGAUCUCACAAAAUAUGCAGCCAGGCCCUUCACUCAUUGAACAAAUGCUUUCCAAUCACACUCCAAUUAAAAAAGAGGAUUCCCAAAAAAACUGGAGCAAUGAGAGUGCUGAUAAUUUAAAAAAUGAAAGGCCGCCAGUGUCCAUUGAGAGUUUGCUGAAAUCUUCACCUGUGGAAGGACAAUACGGAGUCAAACAUGAACCACAAAAUUCCCCUUUCUCAUCCACCAGUCAGACACAGAAUUUGAUUAAUUCUGCGAUUCCGCCUGUGAAUUCUCACUUGUCUGAUCCUAAUAGACACAGACAUGGUGUAGGUGGUCAUUCUUUUGAUAACAUGAGACCACCACAACAGAAUCAACCAGUACCUCCAUUUGAACCUAAUUUGGGUAACGUGUCACAUAGCUGCAAUACAGAUGUCUUGCAAGGCCAGCCACAAAUGUUCCCCAGUAAUGUCAAUACAGGAUCAAAGAGUUAUAACUCUGACUGCAACUUACCGUUGUUAGGGCGGCAAGGGCCGUGUAGUAGCAAACUGUUAACAUUAACACCGCCCCAGAACUCCAUAGAGCCAGCAAUGUCACAACCACUUCCUCCAACAGUAACACCUCUGCCACUUACUGGGAACAGAUCAGAGAACUUUGUGACAUCCUCAACUAGCACAGGUCCCCCUCCGGGACAGAGAGAGCGAUUUCACUGUGCAUUUGAAACCUGCACAAGGCACUACUGCUCCUACCGAAGUGUUACCAAGCACAUGAAAACGGUUCAUCCAGAUUUUUAUGAGCAAUGGAAGGUUGUUAGAACUAAAAUCAAGAUAACCUACGCUCCAGCACCCAGCACGUCAUCUGUUGGACAUCUUAGUUCAGUCGCCUCAGUUCAGAACCAGCAGGGCAACGGAGUACCAGUUUGUAGCGUUCAGAGGCAGAACAUUAUUCAAUCACCUCCUUAUAGUAAUAUGGGUACAAGCUCAAACUGUACUAUUCUACAUUCCCAUUCCUCAUCUGGCCCCAACCAGAAUGCUUCACUUCUGAUGGAAAGUGUUUUAAAUCCCAUUGUUCUCUCUCAGCUAGGAAGUGAAACAAAUCCAAUAGCUUUGCAGUCCCAAGUUUCAGGUAGUCAAAAUUGGCACUUAGCCCCUGGAAGUGAACAAAUUCAAAACUGUGGUUCUUCCCAAGUCAUUCCAUCUACCAUGCAAGUGAUGCCAGAAGUUGAUUCUACUAGUGCUGCUCUGCCACUUAGUGUCCCAUCUUGCUCUAUGAUUGGCUCAACAAUGAACAGAUCAGCAGAGUGCCUGCAGCCACCACUUAAGGAAAGUGGAUCUCGGCCAGUUCUGCCCUUGUACGUGGAUGGUGCUAAGAAAGUGUCUCAUCAAGCAAAAGCCCUUAUUCCGCCAUACACAUCACCGAUGCACAGCAGUUUAGUUUCCGCUUCCAGGGCACCAAAAAAAAUUAAAUCGAUGCAAAAGCAUAUGCAGUCUAAUUUUUCCUUAUCAGACAGUGCUAGCCAAAAACACAGUAAUAACCAACCUCAAAAUGGCCCCAUCAUCUCUGAAAACAGCCCUGAAAAUCAAAAGCGAGCCCCAAGAAACAAAAGGACCAAAUGGCCAGCUAUUCAUAGGGAUGGCAAAUUUGUUUGUUGCAGGUGUUUUAGAGAAUUUGGUAGUCCCAAGUCCCUCGGAGGCCAUUUGUCCAAGCGUAUAAACUGCAAACCAUAUGAAGAGUCGGAACUGAACACAGACCUGCCAACAUCAUUUCUUGACCUUCUCAAUUCCGAGCAAACAGUUGGCACCGCAAACAUAAUGAAUGCCUCAUCAGUCAAUAACAAAUGUUUAUCAGUUUAUCAGGAGAAGCCUCAUCAGUCAAUAACAAAUGUUUCAGCUGUUUAUCAGGAGAAGCCUCAUCAGUCAAUAACAAAUGUUUCAGCUGUUUAUCAGGAGAAGCCUCAUCAAUCAGUAACAAAUGGGUCAACAGCCACAAAAGAAUACCCAACCCCUAAUUAUUCACAAGAUAUGGCCGUAUAUGGGAAUGGUGAGUCAAAUGAUGACAUUCUUAAACAAAUCAUGACCGAAUCCAACUUGUCUGAUCUUUUUGUGAACACAACUGCUACCCAGCAAUUGUUACGAAACCGCUGUGUUCCCUAUUUAGCUGGUGAACGCUUGCCGGGGAACUCUGUCAUACAGCAUACAGAAAAUGUCCAGCUAAAGCGAGAGGACAACUCGUAUAAUACAGCCCAUUAUCCUCAGCCUAGCCUUGAAACAUUUGCUAGAAGUGAGUGCCCUGAUCCACUUCUUUCUCAAAUUCUCAAAGAAACUCCCUCCUCUUGUGUUCCUGGAAGUUUUCCCACAGACCACAGUGAAGGGUAUCCCUCUGAAACAACCAUUCAGACACCAGAUUCAAAUCCCGUGACUCAAACACGGUUACCUGAUAGUCAGCUAAGUCCAGCAACAAGUGGCAAUCAGGCUGAGACGCAAAGAAAGACAACUGAGCAAGAAAUUAAAAAGAGACUGCGGGAGCAGAUUUUGGCUGGUGACUUUCAACGUAAAAACAGCUUAUACCAUUUAAGCAACACUGAUUCUAAUGCUAAUUCAAGAAGUCCCAUGUCUUUUGGCCCAAUGUGCAGUCCUUCCGAUAAUUAUAGACUUCAUCAAAUGUCUUGUGACGCAAAGAGCGACUCUACUAGUCAAGUCAUUCUAGCAGAAGAAGAAGAAAACUCGACAAUCAUCCCAGAAACCUCUGGCGAAAUGGAACAACUACUGAACAAACGGAGCUUUACUUGUUUCAGAGAGUCCUCCACCUUGCAGAAAGAGGGACGGAGCCCCACUGGCGUCCUGGGCAGUGAUGCUGAUUUGGAGCCCACUCAGUUAUCUGCCUGCCAGCAACUGUGGAUGACAGAAAUUCAAAGUGCAUUUGAGCGGCUGGACUUGGUCAGAGAAAUAUGUGAUGAAACGUCAGCUUUCAUGCAACAAAAGAGCAAUAUCGUGGAACAAAAAAGCAAUACCAUGGAACAAAAAAGCAAUGGUACGAACAGCCAGAAAAAAUCUACAAAGGACUUUGUCAAGCCGUUUGCUUGUGAGGAUAAGAACUGCGCAUUUAGUUCCAUGUCGGGUGAAGCGCUUUGGAAACACCUCUCCAAAACUCACAGCUACACAAUUGAGAUGGUGAAUGUGGUAAAAAAAAGGUAUGGCCAAUACGCUCCUUUCAAGUGUCAAAAGUGUAGUAAAAGAUUCACUCGUAACUCAAACCUUCGCGCUCACUACCAGUCAGUUCACAAAUUAUCAGCUGAAGAAAUCACAGAGCUAGAUACGAAGCGCAGAGAGGCCAAUGCCGCUGCAUCUGCUGCUAUUAGAAGUGGUCUUUCUCCAGCAGCUCAAACCACAAUGGCUACUCAUUCAUCAAUGGAGAAUGAAACCCCUCGGUGUUCACUCAAAGAUGCAGUAAAACAUAAUCGCCAAUCCCAGGCAUUUGUAUCACUUACUAACAUGGAUGUAACCAAUCAGAAAAUUCAAGUUGACACUCGCUCCACAGUUAUUCACCCCUUGCAUUUAGCUUCCACACACAACCAAGCAAUGACUCCACCAGUACAGGCCCAUACCUCCACAUCAACCUUUCAGUCAGUACAAGCGGGGAUGGCAGCACAACAGUGGUCACAUGGACUGCAAAGAAACUUGCCCAAGGUGCCAACUCAACACAAAGGUGGUCAACAAGUUGAAGCCCAUUUCCCUCAGGUGUCAGCUCUUCUCACCCAGGCUCUGUCUGCCACACCUCAAGCUAAUGGGCCUCCAUCUCUUGACAGACACAAACCAUCUAUCAACAAGCCAAGUCUUGACAUAACCAAGAAGACAAAGGAGAAGAAGCCCAACUCUGGUAAUGUCAAGAGUCCGUACAGACCAUAUCGCUGCGUUCAUCAAGGCUGUGUGGCAGCCUUCACCAUCCAGCACAAUCUUAUCCUCCACUACAGGGCUGUUCAUCAGUCUGCUUUGUCAGCAUUGGAAGUAAACAAAGAGCAGGACCAGAGUGAGGGACUGGAUGAAAUCAUGGACCACGAUGAGGAGGAGCCAGCGGCAGAGAUCCCCCAAAUUUCUGAAUUCCGAUGCCAAGUCAAAGACUGCUCCCGAGUUUUCCAAGAAGUCCCCAACCUUUUGCAGCAUUAUCUUCAGCUGCAUGAAUUCAGUCUUGAUAGGGUUGGCAAUCUCUUGAUGAGCAUCAAGCUCGGCAAGUUUGCUUGUAGCCACCAGGGAUGCACAGCAUCCUUCACUGCUUUCUGGAAGUAUAUAGCGCACGUCAAAGAACAGCAUAAAGAUAUUAAGUUGGCCAAACCUGAACAAUUAAUUGGCUCCUUCAAGUGUGAAAUUGAAGGCUGUGACCGUUCGUAUGCCACAAAGUCAAACCUGCUCAGACAUGUCAUGAAAAAGCAUCAGGACCUGUACCAGCCUAAACUAAAGAAUCAACAAAUAAAAGAUCGGAUCAAACAGGCCUCAAAGACUUUGCAUUACCAAAUUACCAAGACAAGUAAUGGGAAGGAAAACAUUGAGAGCAAUAAAAAGAUCUUACAGAGACGAAGUGAGGCAAAAAGAGUUAGCAAGGCAAAAAAACAUCACUGGACUAAAUACGGCAAACCCUCCUUGAAAUCUAAAGUGGAGGCCUCUUCAAUGUGCACUAAGAAAUUCCCUCUGCAAUACCCCUGUAUGAUUAAAGGUUGUGAGUCGGUCAUGAAGUCUGAACGGAGCAUAUUAAAACAUUACGUGGGACACGGACUGUCAGAAAAGUACCUGGAACAGCAAAGGAGUCACUUCAUAUUCUGUAAAAAGUUCCCCAGGCAGAAGUGCCGCUCCAUCAGGAGUGACGAUUCCAAAUCGGACAACACCUCUGACCUGUCGGACAACGAGUUGACAGCAGACGCUGGCCUGGAAGGAGAGGAAUAUGGAUAUUCAAAGCCGGUCCUACGCAAAAGAACCGCCGCAGGGUCUCCUGCCACCUUGUUCGACAGCAAACUAUCAAACGAUGAAAGUUCCGACGGCUCUGUGGUACUCAAACGCAAACGAGGACGUCCGCGAAAACUGAUUGGAAAAGUAGUGAAACGCAAGAAAAUUCCACGUACGACCAAGACUGACGUAGUUUACAGCCGGGACGAUGAAUCGGACUCCUCUUGCCCUGCAAUAAUCCAGGAGAUGACUGAGCAAAAUGCUCCACUGGCCUCUUUUAAACCAAUGGGCUUUGAAAUGUCGUUCAUAAAAUUCCUGGAACAGUCAAAUAAAUGUGAACAUCCCUUGAUGAGGAAGGUUGAUGUACCAGAGACGUGGAGAAAACCAUCCAGUCUGAACACAAAGGACACUUAUGUCAGAUUCAACAACCCUCAGAAUUUGAAAUCACUUGGUAAAGUCAAAUUAAUUAUAGACCGGGCCUUUUCAAGUGUCACUGACCAUAUGUUAAAACAGCUGCAGGACAUGCGGCCCACAGUAGUAUUGUAACACAAAACUUUUUUUUUUGUAAAGCAGAAUCUCAGGACUAGAAUGAGUAAAAUCUGCUGCAGACUGGUGCCCUACGUAUGAAUAUUUUUUACACCUCCAGGUAUUAAAACAAGGUUGUUUUGAUUCAUACUGUAAUAUCUGUACAAUUUGUCUUUUUUAUGGAAAAGUAUAUAGCAUGUUUGUAUGUAUAGACUUAUAAGUCAAAUGUACCUGAACAUUCAAAUAUGACAUUGUUUUGGUGUCUUAAUUAUCCCUGUGGGACUUGCAGACAAAUAGACUUUGAGAAGGAUUGUGUGUAUUGUGUGUAGUUUGUGAUUCGGAGAUGUUGAUUAUUGUGCAUUGAUUAUAUAGUCUGAAAUGACCCACUGCCACCAGCAGUCUUACUAUUAAAUGAGCUGUUUUUUUUAAAAAGAGUUCCAGUUUAACUUGUUUUUUUUUUAAAAUCACUUGCCAUUUUAUUUACUUUGGAGCUGCUGCAUGCACACUGAAUGGAAAAUGAUUUUUUUUGUGAAAAUUCUUGAAUUAUUAAAAACAAAUGGGCUCUGUGCUGAAGUUAAA